AUGCCUGUAGUAGUAAACCGGAAAGAGGGCAGACAGCGUUAUUGGUUAUUGUCAGCCCUCGCUCCGACUAUUGCCGUUACAAACGAGCUCUGUGCGGUUAUUGAGAGCUUCCUCCCUGACUCCCCGGACCCCAGCACCAAGGAGAAAGCGGCUGCACCGAGCGCGGCCACUAACUGUGCUAACAGCUCUAUAUCCAUGCUCCAAACCCGCGUGUCCGAGAGAGCUGAUGAUGAGAGAGCUAAUGAUGAGAGAGCUGAUGAUGAGAGAGCUGAUGAUGAGAGAGCUGAUGAUGAGAGAGUUGAUGAUGAGAGAGUUGAUGAUGAGAGAGCUGAUGAUGAGAGAGCUGAUGAUGAGAGAGCUGAUGAUGAGAGAGCUAAUGAUGAGAGAGCUGAUGAUGAGAGAGCUGAUGAUGAGAGAGCUGAUGAUGAGAGAGCAAUCUGA
Papilio xuthus (Asian swallowtail) is the source of this 441-nucleotide messenger RNA. RefSeq names its product cation channel sperm-associated protein 2-like. The coding region runs from base 1 to 441 and encodes 146 amino acids. NCBI's taxonomy places the organism in Eukaryota, Metazoa, Arthropoda, Insecta, Lepidoptera, Papilionidae. The transcript has 2 exons. The record is from RefSeq and is a predicted model, not a curated record.